CUGACAACAUAAAGUACGCGUAUUUGUCGCGUCAAAAAAAAAAAAGCUGCGCUUUCCUCUUCUUUCCUUUUCUAUCAUGGAGCAAACUACGAUUAAGCUCUUUAAGAAAUCGGACAAACAGGAACUUUUUGAGUUUCUUAGAAAACAAUCGACCGAGGAAAUUUCAGAAGCAAUUCGAACACGACUGGACACUAGUGGAAUAGAAGACGAUGUUGAUCCAAUAUUGUUUAUACGUGCCAUUAUCGUCGGCUCACCUGUACAAGGCGGCGACGACUGCACCUAUCGACGGUUUUUAGUUUUCCGAGAAGCUAUUGCUUGGUAUAUACAUAGGCCAGGGGUGGAUGGGUACUAAUGAUAGAGGGAGAGGGAUAUUUCUCGUGAUAUUUGUUAUUAACUUGGAUCGAAAAAUACGUCUCUGUCUUCUUCUUUGAAAUAAAAUGAAUUGCAGGUUGAGCAAAGACACGGAUACA
Zychaea mexicana is the source of this 470-nucleotide messenger RNA. RefSeq lists its product as uncharacterized. The coding region runs from base 77 to 352 and encodes 91 amino acids. The record is from RefSeq and is a predicted model, not a curated record. NCBI's taxonomy places the organism in Eukaryota, Fungi, Mucoromycota, Mucoromycetes, Mucorales, Lichtheimiaceae. The transcript is spliced from 3 exons.